AUGUACUGCGGGAAAGCUGAACGCAGCGACUCUAUUCCGAUCAACGACGCUGAUAGAUCCUCUCAUUCAAUGACUGGCCGUCGGUCACGUGGACGACCACGGGGCUCGUCGAGGGUCACGUCGAGCGCAAGUGAACGAGGUCGUGGUGAAAACCAAGGCCGCGGAAGCGGACGUAGUCGAGGGCGAGGUCGCGGACGCGGUGCGAACGCCGAGCCAAUUCAAGAAGGUGCUGUAGCCAGUAGGGGCGGACGAGGCCGGCGACGUGGCAGAGGCCGCCCUCGAGGAUUGCCACGCUUACUUCCAGCACCGAGGAGGCCAAACUCGGGUUUCGCUGUGUCAAGAGACUCACAAAAUACCGAGGCGUCAAUCACGACCAGAUUGGCUAUUGAAAUUCCUCACAGACUGAGCCACUGUGAUGACGUAUGCACCGGCUGCAAUGCGUUACACUGGAAAGAAGAGCGACCGGACAGCGCCUCAAAGUCAGAACCUUAUGCAUAUCGCGAAUGUUGUCAGAAGGGUCAAGUACACCUACCAGCCGAGUAUGCGGGCAUGAAUGUGACGCCGCAGUUUGUCCACGACUUGCUAACGCAUGAUACGGACGCCGCAAGGGAAUUCAGAAUGAACAUCAGGCGAUACAAUAACGCCUUGUCGUUUACGUCUCUCGGCACCGAUAUUGACAACUCUGUGAAUGGUCCCUUGGGCGUUUAUACUUUCAGGAUUCAUGGGGCCCUCCAUCAUAACAUUUCAGGGCUACUGCCUGAUGAUGGAAAGCGUGCGGCCUUUUCGCAAGUGUACGUGACGGGGGACGGAGGUCACGAGGAAGUAGUUGAUAGGGCAACUCGGAGAUCUAAUCGACUCAACAAUGAUGCCGACCUCGACAAUCAAACCCAGCGUGCGAGGACUACACCGUUGAAUACAACAAUUAUUGAGAGGUUUAUGAAGUUCUUCUAUGAGGUCAACCCCUUCGCCCGAAUGUUUAAGUACGCCGGCACUGAAAUCAAUGGAUUUGCAUAA
Melampsora larici-populina 98AG31 is the source of this 1014-nucleotide messenger RNA. RefSeq lists its product as uncharacterized. The transcript is spliced from 3 exons. The coding region runs from base 1 to 1014 and encodes 337 amino acids. The record is from RefSeq and is a predicted model, not a curated record. Lineage: Eukaryota; Fungi; Basidiomycota; Pucciniomycetes; Pucciniales; Melampsoraceae.